Molecule: messenger RNA, 1134 nt
Organism: Mytilus trossulus (common blue mussel)
Lineage: Eukaryota; Metazoa; Mollusca; Bivalvia; Mytilida; Mytilidae
Product: GTPase IMAP family member 9-like
Exons: 8
Coding region: 1-1134 (377 amino acids)
Molecular function (GO): GTP binding
Source: RefSeq, a predicted model, not a curated record
AUGGCAACUGGGGGAGAUGAUAAUCCGACAUGUUCCGGACAGACUAAAAACCAAGAAAAUGAAACUACAUUUAAGAGACCCUACAAAGAACAGAAGUUUGUUGUUAUUGGGAAAACUGGUACCGGCAUAAGUUUUACUGCUAAUGCCAUAUUAAAGGAAACUUAUUUUAAAUGUAAAGCAAGUAAGAGAUCCGUCACCACAGCCUGGCGCCUUGGCAAAAGAAUAUCGAUUCAAGAUAGAAUGAAUACUGUUGUUAUUGACACCCCAGGAAUGUUUAAUACAUGUUUAACGAUAGACCAGGUCAAAUCUGACUUAAGACAUAGUGUAGAUUGUGUUUCAACAGGACCAUAUGCCUUAAUAUACGUGGUACCUUUGAGAGGACAAACGGACGAAGAUAAACUCACGCUUAAAGAAAUGAUUGAUGUCUUCAGUAAGGAAUUGUUUAGAUCCAUGAUAAUAGUAUUCACAGACAGUAAAAAGUCUGACGUUCUUAAUAACUUUACAUUAGAGAAAUACUUGAAAGACAUGCCAGAUUAUAUCAUUGAUUUGGUUGGAAGAUGCCAAAGAAGAUACAUAGUCCUUAGUUUCGAUGGAAAAGGCAGUCCUGAGAAUGGUGACAAUGAUGUAUAUGAACCUUCACCUGGAUAUAGAGUAGAUGACACUUGUAAAGGAUAUUUGGAAACAGAUAGCGAUGUUAUUAAUGAUUCCGAAAUCACAGAUUUUGAUAAAGAGAUUGAUCAGACAGAGCAGGAAUAUAUAUCACAGUUUGAAGAACAACUGAGACUUGUUCUUAUUGGUAAAACUGGUGUUGGGAAAAGUGCAACAGGAAAUACUAUUAUAGGGAACGUAGGUUUCAAAUCGAAGGCUUCGAAGAAAUCGGUUACGACACAUUCGCAGAGUCAGGAAAGACAAUGGGAGGGUAAACAGGUCAUUGUGAUUGACACACCUGGAUUAUAUGAUACCGGAAUUUCAAUGUCUGAUGUGAAAAAGGAACUUAUAAGGUGCAUAGGUAUGUCUUUACCGGGACCACAUGCUUUUUUAUAUGUGAUGUCUGCUUCUUCCAGACAAACAAAAGAAGAAGACGAGGCAUUCAAAGACUACUUUAAGUUGGUAUCAGAUUUGAUUUACAAAUAA